GAAGAAGUUCUCGUUACUGUGGCAUCGGAAUCGCGUUCGUUAGCGAUCAGUGUAUAAAAAAAAACCAGUUCCAAUGCUACCUACAGAAAAGGCAAAGUUUCACCGUCAGCACGGUCGACGCAAAGUGGUUGUCGUGCGGGCGCAGCACUCGUAGUCGUCGGGUCAUCGCCGUCUUCAACGGGUCAUCAUUGCUACCGGUCCGGUACAGCGUGCUAUUGUAGCAGCUUGAGAUUACAGUGAAACUCAGUUUGUUGUGAUAUUGUAACGCGAAGAAGGCGCAAACGCAAUCCAUCACCGAGGCAGUAUUGAUUGGGCUGCACGAUCGAACGUCCACACGACGAAAGUAAAAGACAGGAAACCAUAGGAACGUAUCUUCUUGGACACGUGCGCAAUGAAUCUGGUAGCAGCACUCACAGUGACGUGUUUGGCGGUGCUGUUAGUCGAACUACCGGCCGCUCAUGGACAGUCUUGCGAAGGAAAAUGUGUUCCCCAGAAAAACUGUCUACGCCAUGUAACAGAUGAAGAGGAUGCAAUACCGGAGGUGGAUUUGCGCAUCGGUCAGGAAGAUUCGGACAUUGUAGGCCAGUGUCCUCACUAUCUUGAUGUGUGUUGUGCCCCGGACGAUCUAAUUGAAGAACCGAUAUCAUUGCACACGACAACGGAGGAAAGUGACAGCUUCCAGUCGUGUGGGCAGCGGAACAGUAACGGUGUUGGUUUUCGUAUCGGUGCAGGAAAGGUGGAAGAAUCCGAGUUUGGUGAAUUCCCAUGGACGCUGCUUGUCCUACAGCUGCAACAGCUGUUCGAUUUCGAGGAGAAGGAGGUGUAUGCAUGUGUCGCCUCACUUCUGGCACCGAAUGUUGCACUGACGGUGGCCCAUUGUGUGGUUAACAAAACAUCUAGCAAUUUGGUAGUUCGGGCCGGUGAAUGGGACACACGGACCGAGUCCGAACUAUUGCCCUAUCAGGAUGCUAAAGUGAAGGAAGUGGUGAUACACGAGCGUUACAACAAGCAGCACCACUUUGACGUGGCUCUGCUCGUGCUGGAAAAACCGUUACAGGCGGCGGAAAACAUACAGACAAUCUGUUUACCACCGCCCGGUGUACGACCGUCUGUUGGUACGGAAUGUUUCACCGGUGGCUGGGGUAAGGAUCAGUUCGGCCAGUCCGGUGUGUAUCAGCAGAUACUGAAGCGAGUAGCGUUACCGAUCGUCGAUUCAGCCCAGUGCCAGCAGUCCCUCCGAAAAACACGGCUCGGAGCGAAUUACAAGCUGCACAGUUCGUUCCUCUGUGCUGGUGGCAAAAAGGAUGCGGACGUAUGUUCCGGCGAUGGUGGUGCCGCCCUAGUAUGCCUUCUGCCAGGUUCGCAGGUCCAGUAUUAUCAGGCGGGUGUAGUGGCUUGGGGUAUUGGAUGCGGCGAUGAGAACAUACCCGGAGUGUAUGCGGACAUGGAAAGCUCACGAUCCUGGAUCGUAAGCAAACUGAACGCGUUGAAGGUCGACCCGACGUACUACACAGCUUCGUAAGCGAACAAAGGCACGCCAUUAAAAGUCUCUUAACUUAUAACCUAUUGCCGUACUAGGAAUAAACUAUGAACGAUUUCCAAAAACAUAA
Molecule: messenger RNA, 1610 nt
Organism: Anopheles funestus (African malaria mosquito)
Lineage: Eukaryota; Metazoa; Arthropoda; Insecta; Diptera; Culicidae
Product: phenoloxidase-activating factor 2-like
Exons: 4
Coding region: 392-1522 (376 amino acids)
Biological process (GO): proteolysis
Molecular function (GO): serine-type endopeptidase activity
Source: RefSeq, a predicted model, not a curated record